This is a messenger RNA of Mauremys reevesii (Reeves's turtle), 9758 nucleotides long. RefSeq names its product microtubule associated serine/threonine kinase 3 (gene MAST3). Gene Ontology annotation, biological process: peptidyl-serine phosphorylation; intracellular signal transduction. Bases 44 to 4768 code for a protein of 1574 amino acids. NCBI's taxonomy places the organism in Eukaryota, Metazoa, Chordata, Testudines, Geoemydidae. The transcript is spliced from 29 exons. Gene Ontology annotation, molecular function: ATP binding; protein binding; protein serine/threonine kinase activity. The record is from RefSeq and is a predicted model, not a curated record.
GCGGAGGCGCAGGCUGCGCGCAGCGCGGGGCCGGGAGCGCGGCAUGGACGAGCCCAGCCUGCUGCGGCGGCGCGGGCUGCAGAAGGAGCUGAGCCUGCCCCGCCGAGGAAGCAUUUUGUCUCCAAGUAGCCAGAGCCCGACCCUGCUGAGCCCUUGCAGCCCCUGCAGCCCCUGCAGCCCGUUACUAACCCUGCAUCCCUGGAGCUGCCGGAGCAGUAACAGGAAAAGCCUGGUGGUGGGAACGCCGUCUCCAACCCUCUCACGGCCUCUGUCCCCGCUCUCCGUGCCUACAGCUGGGAGCAGCCCCUUGGAUAGCCCACGAAACUUCUCCACUAGCACGUCUGUCAACUUUCCCUUUGCUCGCAGUCAUGCUGCUCGGACUGACAGGGCUGAUGGCAGAAGGUGGUCACUGGCUUCGCUACCCUCGUCUGGCUAUGGGACUAACACCCCCAGUUCCACUGUCUCGUCGUCUUCAUCCUCUCAGGAGCGGCUGCACCAGUUACCGUACCAGCCCACCCUGGAUGAGCUGCAUUUCCUCUCUAAGCAUUUCCGCAGCACAGAGUGUGUCACGGACGAGGAGGGGCGCCGUUCCCCCUGCCUGCGGCCACGAUCCAGGAGCCUCAGCCCUGGACGAACAAGUGGAGCUUUUGAUAAUGAGAUUGUUAUGAUGAAUCACGUCUACAAGGAACGAUUCCCAAAGGCCACGGCGCAGAUGGAGGAGCGCCUGCAGGGGACCAUCACUAGCUGCUCGUCGAGCAGUAUGCUGCCCCUUGCUGAUGGCGUGCUGGGGUUCAUCCACCAUCAGAUCAUUGAGCUGGCCCGAGACUGCCUGGCCAAGUCCCAGCAAGCUCUCAUCACAUCACGCUACUUCAUGGAGCUGCAGGAGAAACUGGAGAAAAUGCUCCACGAUGCCCAGGAGCGUUCAGAGAGUGAGGAAGUGAGGUUCAUUGACCAGCUGGUCAGGAAGCUGCUGCUAAUAAUAUCCCGCCCUGCUCGCCUUCUGGAGUGCUUGGAGUUUGAUCCUGAGGAAUUCUAUCAUCUUCUGGAAGCCGCGGAAGGACAUGCUAAAGUAGGCCAAGGAAUAAAAACUGAUAUCCCGCGGUACAUCAUCAGCCAGCUGGGGCUUGCCAAGGACCCUCUGGAGGAAAUGGUUCAGCUGGAUCAUUUUGAUAGUGGGAACACCAUGACCCCAGAGAAUGACGACUCCCAUGAGAGCCGGGCAUCAGCUGCCGCUUCUCGGAGGAAACCCUGUGAGAGUGACUUUGAGACCAUCAAGCUGAUCAGCAAUGGGGCCUAUGGGGCCGUGUAUCUGGUGAGGCACAAAGAGACCAGGCAGCGUUUUGCUAUAAAGAAAAUUAACAAGCAAAACCUCAUUCUGCGGAACCAGAUCCAGCAGGUGUUUGUGGAGAGGGACAUUCUCACCUUUGCCGAGAACCCCUUUGUGGUCAGCAUGUUCUGCUCCUUUGAAACCAAAAGGCACCUGUGCAUGGUGAUGGAAUACGUGGAAGGUGGGGACUGUGCCACGUUACUGAAGAACAUGGGUCCUCUGCCGGUCGACAUGGCCCGGAUGUACUUUGCAGAGACUGUUCUAGCUCUGGAAUAUCUUCACAACUACGGGAUUGUGCACAGGGACCUGAAGCCUGACAAUUUGUUAAUCACUUCGAUGGGCCACAUCAAACUAACAGACUUCGGCCUGUCAAAGAUUGGGCUGAUGAAUAUGACCACGAACUUGUAUGAAGGGCACAUUGAGAAGGACACUCGGGAGUUCAUGGACAAGCAGGUGUGUGGCACUCCCGAAUACAUUGCGCCAGAGGUGAUCUUAAUACAAGGCUACGGGAAGCCUGUCGACUGGUGGGCCAUGGGCAUCAUCCUGUAUGAGUUCCUAGUGGGCUGCGUCCCCUUCUUCGGAGACACCCCAGAAGAGCUCUUUGGGCAGGUGAUCAGCGAUGAAAUUAUGUGGCCUGAAGGCGAUGAAGCUCUUCCCGCUGAUGCUCAGGAUUUGAUCACGAGGUUGCUGAGGCAUUGCCCGCUGGAACGAUUAGGCACCGGUGGCGCCCAUGAGGUGAAGCAUCAUUCCUUCUUCCACAACCUGGACUGGAAUGGGCUGCUGCGGCAGAAGGCUGAAUUCAUUCCCCAGCUGGAGGCUGAGGAUGAUACCAGUUACUUUGACACUCGCUCUGAAAGGUACCGUCAUUUGGGCUCCGAGGAUGAGGAAACUAACGAUGAGGAAUCAUCUGUGGAAAUCGGCCAGUUCUCAUCGUGCUCUCACCGCUUCAGCAAGGUUUAUAGCAGCUCUGAAUUCCUGGCAGCUCACUCCAACUUGAGCUUCUCGUCCUGCGAGCGCAGUCAGAGCGAGGAGAAAGAGGACCGGACAGAGCGGUGGGACAGGAGCUCGGGAGACGAAGAGAAGAGCCGGCUGUCGGGCACAGAGACCAGGCUCCGAUCAUGGACAUCCUGCGGCUCGACGGCCUACUCCUCCCGGCAUGAGCGAAGCUGCAGCCCUGCCACCCUCACCAGCACCUUCAGCCUGGAGACCAUGCCGAAGUUUGCGUUCUCCUCCGAAGAUGAGAGCCCCUGCCCAGGCUCUGUAAAGGCUGAGAGGCCGAUGUUUGUGCUGGGGGACCCUGAAGCAGGGGCAGGAGGAGCAGCAAAGUCCUCAGCAUUAUCAGCUGAUAUUUUCAGUCUGAGCCGCAUCCGCCUGCGGAGCAACAGCACCGGCACCAAGAACUCCACCCCAAGAGCCCUGGAGCCUGGGCUGGGCCGCAGGCUGGGGAGUCCGAAGAGCACACCGGAGAAGCAGAGAGUGUCUUCAGGAAGCAGAGUGCCUAAAUCUGCUUCUGUCUCAGCCCUGUCCCUGAUCAUCACCUCAGAUGACUGUGCCAGUGGAGCCCUCAUGAGCCCCAUCUCCCCACACUCUCUCUCUUCCAAUCCAUCCUCUCGGGACUCGUCCCCGAGCCGGGAUUCCUCCCUCAGCAUCACCAGCCUGCGUCCGCCCAUCAUCAUCCACAGCUCUGGAAAGAAAUACGGCUUCACCCUGCGCGCCAUUCGUGUGUAUAUGGGGGACAGCGACGUGUACGCGGUGCAUCACAUGGUGUGGAGCGUGGAAGAUGGGAGCCCUGCUCAGGAAGCUGGGCUAAGAGCUGGGGAUCUCAUCACACAUGUGAAUGGAGAGUCUGUGCUAGGGUUAGUUCACAUGGAUGUUGUGGAGCUGCUGCUGAAGAGUGGCAACAAAGUAGCGCUGCGAACCACCGCCCUCGAGAACACAUCCAUCAAAGUCGGUCCUGCUCGGAAAAACAGUUCCAAGACUAGGAUGGCCAGAAGGAGUAAGAAAAGCAGGAAAAGGGACAGUCAGGACCGGAGAAAGUGCCUUUUCAAAAAGAUCUCCAAGCAAACAACUGUACUGCACACCAGCCGGAGCUUCUCAUCUGGCCUCCAUCACUCCCUGUCAUCAAGCGAGAGCCUUCCAGGAUCUCCCACACACAGUCUGUCACCUGGACCUACAACUCCCUGCCGCAGCCCUGCUCCAGACCUCCCACUAGAUUCUGUCUCCCCACAGAGCACCUCCCCAUCCUCUAGCACCCCCACCUCUCCUGCAGGACACAUCAGACCGAGCUCUCUUCAUGGGCUAGUGCCAAAGCUCAGUGGUCAGCGUUACAAGGUGGGGCGCCGCAAGUCCACCAGCAGCAUCCCCCCAUCUCCCCUUGCAUGUACUCCUUGCUCAGUCCCACAGCCGCCUUCUCCUCAGAGGUCUCCAUCGCCACUACCAAGUUAUACCAAAAACGUUCAUUCCUUCCAGGGCAAGACCCUGUCUCCCCCCACCAUUGUCAGGCAAGUGUCUCGGCCCAGGAGUGCCGAAGGCCCUAGGUCCCCUCUGCUAAAACGAGUCCAAUCUGCUGAGAAAAUUGCUACCUACCUAGCAGAAAAGAAAACCAUCAGCAGCCGGAAGCUCACACUGGAAAUGCCUCCAGGAGAUGGGAUGGGGGAGGCUCUGGGGGAGCGGGAGACUCCUGUCCAGGUGGGAGAGCUCUGUGCUGUGGCUUACCCAGGGACCCCCCGAAUGAGAGACUGGACAGGGGAAAGGCACGACCGCGACCAGGAGGUCGUUGUCAUGAGGAGGCUGAACCUGUCGGAGCGCAGAGACUCCUUUAAAAAGCAAGAAGCUGUCCAAGAAGUGAGUUUUGAUGAGCCAGAGUUGGUGCCUGUGAGUGAGGAUGGCACGAAAGCAGAGGCCAAGCUGGACAGGGAGCAUGCACCAUGGAGACUUGCCCCUCAUGCAGCUUCCUGGGUGGAGACCAGACCAAGUUCAGCAUCUGGUAGCUCUUCAGAGCCCCCAGACCCAGAGCAGAUGCCUACUGUGGUGCCCCAGAUAGCAGUUCAAGGGUCAGAGAGUGAUGAACAGGAGACUAACACAGCUGAGUGGGAAUGCCAAGGGUCCUACCCUAUCCAGUUGAUGGCCAGGGUCUAUACUGAACAAAUGGAUGGAACUACAGCAGUGGAAUACAAGAGUGUCUCCUCCCAGUGUAGAGAGAACCGGGAGCAGAGAGAGCUCUGUGCGGGACAAGAGCCCUCACCAGCUCCUGGGUCCCCGCAUAGGACAUGUUGUGGUAAGGACAUGGUGGGCUCACCCCAGCUGAGCAAAGCACCUCCAAGGCUGAAGUGGUGUGGGAGCUCAGGAAUGCAGGAGAAUGAGUGCGAUAAAGCUGAGACGCUCAGAGCAAAUCAACAAAAGAUGCAUGAUCAAGCUCGUAAAAAAGUCAAGGAUGAGUAAUAGCCACACGUUAAGCAAAAGGAACUGCUAAAGGUGAACAGAUGAUAAAGUGACAGGGCUUCUUCAGCUCUGCAUGAACUCCACAAGGGAUCAGCUUCCAGAAAAAGCACAUCUGUGUUGGAGACUGACAUACCAUCCAGCUGCUGAGAUGCACUCUUCAAAUUACAUACCUGCAUUUUUUGAGAGUAAAUGCAUCUGAAACAUUUUUAACGUCAGACCUGGCAGGGGGUGGGGAAUAAUUUGACGAAUUUACUUACAAAAGGUUUUUGUACUAACUGGAAAGAUGUUAAUAUUUUUGUAGAGCUAAGGAAGCUGCUCUGUUGUGAUGGCAUUUCCUCAGCAGGACCCCGUUGUAAAUAGAAAGGAUUAGACGUGAAUCCUUGUAACUAAUUUAUUACCUUUAUAAGCUAAGAGGAGGCAUCUGAGGGCAUCUCAACUGACUUGUGCUAGAAGAAGCAUUACCGCUGUUUUGUAAGUGUUUAUCAUCCCACCUCUGAAAUGCACUAUAUGUUUUCUGUCAUUUCUAAGAACCACUAGUUUUGGCCCUUUUGUUAGUGUCAGUUUCAGGUGGCAACGCACAAAGAAAACAGUUAAGAGACAAGCUUUACAAUACCAUUUUUGAUAGGGUUAUGCACAACAGGGUAUGUCUUGGUGCUUUGAUCUUCAUACAGGUGUCUUAUUCCUCCCAGAAGAGCUGGUCUUCAUUAAAGGUAAAAGCAGUAACUUUAUAAUGAUGGGAUUCCUGUUCUGGAACAGACCAAUGGUCCAUCUAGUCCAGUACCCUACUCUUGCCAAUGCCAGAUGUCUCAGAAUUAGGCAUAAAUUUCCCUCUCCCCAAUAUGUUUGUUUGGGAAGAAUUUUUGCUUUGGUGUUUUAUGAUGCUCCUGGGCAAGGGACACACAUGUGAUUGAUGCCCACCAGGAAUGUAUGAAUCAGGUAUUACAAAUCCCAGACAAACCUUGUUGAACAGUUUCCAUAUCCUGGCCUUGUGCUGUCGCUGGCAUUGAACAUUUCUCCCCCAGAAUGUCAUAUAUACAUCUCAAACAACAGCUCCUCUUUAGUGUGUAUGCUGAACCAUUACGCUUCCACUCCUCCUUCUUCUUUGACACGUUGACUUGGCCAAUUCUAGGACACAGUGGUACUGAUAAAGGGCAGCACGGCUCCAGGCCUCUGUGCGCGUUUGCCAAGAUCGGAUUGAUUUUGUGAGUGAGAGUGAGAACUUCCUUGCUGUGUGUGGCUGGUUCCCAUCUAUGUUAAUUGAUGCUGCAUAUAAGCCAUGGUGUUUGGGGUAGAAAAUGAAUGUUUUAGUAACCUACAGAUGUUGCCUCCGGUUCUUUCCACGUUGCAGUUAUCUUUCUUGGCUUAAGUAUCAGAGGGGUAGCUGUGUUAGUCUGGAUCUGCAAAAGCAGCAAAGAGUCCUGUGGCACCUUAUAGACCUACAGACGUAUUGGAGCAUGAGCUUUCAUGGGUGAAUACCCACUUCGUCAGAUGCAUGUACAAAACGUCUGUUAGUCUAUAAGAUGCCACAGGACUCUUUGCUGCUUUCUUGGCUAAGUGAGCUUGGGUGGUAACAUAUUCAGGGCCUGUCCGUGGCUGCUAGCUCAGCCAGAGGGGUUUCUGCAGAGUGAGGUGAGCUACUCCCUCCUUCUAGGUGCUAGUUGUGUUUCCUCCCCACAGAACAAGAGACUCUGCUGAGAAUCUUACCAUGUCUGCCUCAUGGCAAUGAGAGGGUCACCAGGCUGGCUCAUCAGGAGUGAUUUUAUCAUGUGAAUCUUAGUUGCAAGAGAUCGAGCUUGGGGAUCUCCUGGCAUUUGGUGAUUGAUCCAAAUUGCUCUUUAGCAGCUGAGGAAGUUGAGGGAUUUUCACUUGAGGCGCUGCUGGCAAGGGGGGAUGCACCAAGGGAUUAGACUCCUUUAAAUCAUGUGAGCAAGACGUGAUGUAUUGGGCUAGAAUAUGCCUUAGUGUGUUAAUUUAUAAGCCGCUCCAGGAUUCCGUCUGUUGGAAUCAGAAGAUGACGACACCUAAGAAGCAGUUUGACAACAGCUAAAGAACCACAAAACUGGGAUUAGCCCAUGAGCAAUAUCUAUCUCCGCAUGUCGCAUUGGUAGGUCCUGUGUUCCCUGGACUGGCUAAUGUCUUUCGGUGCUUUCUGCCUUUCCUUGAAUCUGCAGCAUGUGAGGACUGUCGCUGUUCAGCUCAAGGCCCUGUUGUAAAGGGUGAGCCUACAAACCCUGCCCACUGGCUUUACAUGCUGAGUGAGCAGCCAAGUACAGGUUACCUCUUGGCACCAGACGUCUAACCUUGUUUAACUGAUCCUGUUUUCCAGCUGCUCUUGGCUAGCCUGGUCCCAUUCAGAUUGUGCUCCCAUGUUAAAGGGAAACAAGAAAGACUAUAAAUUUGACUUGACAAAAGUCACCUUCUUAAGCUUUUUACUGUGAGUAGAACCAGGAAUGGAGGGAACAUUAAGAGAUUUCUUUAGAGGAACUUGCAGAUUUGUCCAUUUUUCAUUAAAAAAAAAAAAAAAGAACAUCCCCCCCCCCCCACACACACACACAAUCCCUCAUUCAAACCUCAUCACCAACAAAGCUGCUGUAAUUAUUUAACGUGUUCUCUGCCCCAGGUAUGUCCUUUUCCUCUCUUCUAUAUAACCAUCCUCUCUCCCAUAAAACCAUGCUCUUUUCCUCUCUCCCAUAUAACCUCCCAGGAGUAGGGUAGGGCAGUACCACCUGCCAGUCUAGCUUUUCCAAACUGAAGCUCUCCUAACUCAUUUGGAAAGUGUAUAUUCUUUAAUAAACAAAACACAAAUAGAAUGUAUCAGUGGCCAUUUCUAUUGUGUCAGACUUGUUCAGGGGCUAGAACAGGAACUCAACCCUCAAACUGAAAAUAAUAGCUGGGGAUUUGCAUGGUGUGCUGGGUUUCUAGUGGGGGGUUCUUUUUAUGACAUCUGGGCAGAUUAUGUGAGCUUUCAAGGACUCACUGGUGCUCCCCUGGCACUUGUGCAUUCCUGCCACAUUAACAGCAGCUCAAGAUUUGACUCUUUUUUUUAACUUCCAAUUUUAAACUUUUUAAAGGAAAAGAAAAAGUAGAAUUCUCGUGGUCUGACUUCCAAAGACUGUUUGAGCUUGGGCACUUCUAAAUGUCCCUGCAAUGGUCAAUUUGUACUUUCAGACAUGUAGGCAAAACCUAGAUAGUUGUAGAGGUUUGUAAGAACUUGUAUGAUCACCCCAUCUGGUAUCUCAUGCAUGAGAACUACAACACUGUACUGCUUAUUCCUAGUCUCUGAAAGUAUUUGUUUUUUCAGGCUUUGUGUAAGCAAUAGGAUUGCCAAUGAAGAUGUAAUAAGUAGGCAAGCUAUGGGUUUGAUAGAUCUGUCAGACCUCAAAGCUCAUUCAGGGACCUGUGUAUCUGAACCAAAUGAAAAUUAGCUGAAGGGUUACUGAUUACUUGGGACUGUUUAGAAUGGGGGGGACGGGACUUGUUUUCAGACCGCCUGUUUUAGACAAGAUUGAUUUUUAUAAUCAUAUAGAGGGUUUUUGUUUGUGUUUAAUGCCUUUUUUUUUCUUGUAGCGAGAGAUUUAAAUAGCUCUGAGCCAAAAUAAAUUAAUCCGUUUGAUCAUCUUUUCUGAGAUGUUCCACAUGAGAGGGAGUUGGUUAGGAAAAGCACAACUGGAAUUUAUCCAUCUGUUUCCUUCCUUCCCUGGGCCAGGUUUCAGUAUCUUCAUGCAAAUAUUAACAGAGUUUUUGUCUAUUUUCAGUGAUUUACAGUUUCUCUGCUGUAUUCUGCAUACAGCUAGUUUCUAAAACCUUCCCCAGGAUGUGCUUUCAGAACAUACAGACAUUCCACAGAGGUUUCUGAGUGAACGGAGCAUUUAAUUAGAGCCCUACAUUUUUAAUAAAAAUGUAAUAAACUACACUCUGUGUUGUCUCAGUUGUCUUUAGUUGUAAUUUCUGAACUCCCUUUCCCUCUUGUGCUGGUGGAUUUGUAUGAAGAGUCCCUCUGGCAUUUUCCAGCAUUUCUAAGGUUUUAUAUGAUGUAAAUGUUUACAUUUGAUAAUGCAUGUGUGUUUUUUCUAACUGCAGUGUUUGCAGAAACUGACAGUGCAAGUAUUGGGCUUUUAUGUCAAAACACUUAUUUAUAUCCCUCCCUGUAUAGUUUGUAUUGCGAUGAUAUCUAACCAUGUGCGCAAAGUUGCCAGAAAGGUAUUUUUUUAUUAUUUGUAUAAUGCUAAUGUUUAUGCCAUUUUGUAGCACCAAUCCCACCGUAAAGUGAUUCCUUUUCCCACCCCAGACUUGAGAGUAACUGGUGAUGCUAGCUUUCUAUUUUGAUUGCUUAUUUAAGCAGAAUUUGGGGUUUUUUAAGUUUGUGUGGCUGUUUUAAAUUGACUGCUUCUCCCGUCGUAAUCCUUGUAGUAGUUUACCCAGAAAACAAGCAAACAAUAAUGUUGGUGGCCAAGAGCAUGUAUUAAUUCCACAUCAUCAGCCUGUGGAGGCACAGAAGCACUUUCUGGGCUUGGGGUUUAGUGAACGAAAUGGUUCUUUGCUAGAUGACAAUGCAGAAUGAAGUGUUUUUGCUUCUGAAAUGAUGUUGCCAACAAUUACUCUCUGUUGUAAUCCUGUUUCUGCGGAAUCCGUUGUUAUUUCCUUUUUUUUUUAAAUUUAAUCUCGCUUAUUUAGGAUAGGUUUUCUGCUUGCUUCCUCUGCCUUCUCUAUUAACCACUCAGGAAGUUAGCAUUGUUGUUUUGAAAAAACUUAAAAAUGGGCAUCUCCUUUACACUGAGCAGGUGUAAAAGGGUCUCAACAAGACAGUGGCUGAAGAACUAUUAUGUAAGAAUAAAACUCAUUUCAGAAGUUGUAUUCAAAGGAUUUUUAUGGAAAAUGUCUUAAAAGUAAACAGGACCUUGUCUUCCUGUAUUGUACUGAACACUGGUCUUGGUAUGAAUAUAUUCAGAAAAAGUUUCAUGUUGUAAUAAAAUUGUUCCUUGAGAUGGAA